CACUUCUGACAUUUGGCCAUUUGCUUGCUCAUGUUUAUUUAAUUUCGGAAUUCAGGUGUAAAAUUAUUUCUUAGCUUUUUGACAUUUUGCGGUGUUUGUUGACGUUUCAGCAUGUGUUUGCUUAAGCGCUAAAAGCCAAUUAAAAUUCAGCCCUCGCUUGUAGACCAAAACUGUUUCAAAAGCUCAGGAAGGAGAUGGACGAAGUUGUGUAAACUUGGAAUAUUUUAUGGAAUGAGGAACAUGCUCGAAGUGACAAUGAUUAGCGUGUUAAAUGCGACAGCUGCUAAUUUGUGGGUAGAAAAUAAAUUAGUUAAGGCACAAAAUGUUUAAGGAAAAUGAAAAACUAUUUGACAGUUUAGAAACAAUGUAAUACAAAUUAGUCUCAAUAAAAUAUUUCUUUAGAUGUUCAAUGGAGAGUUUGCGAGUGCCAGCGUCUAGUUUAGAUCCAAAGCAUAAUUUAUAUCGUUUGCAAAAGAUCUAUCUUAUUGCCAUCGUGCUGGUAAUGAUAGGCAUCUUACAACUGGUGAUACUGAAGGCGAUGCACAUUAAAUUAAUUGACUCGGUGCCCGUUCCGAAUUUCAUGUAUAUGGUCAUUGCAUUGGUCUGCAUUGUGCUGAUGGUAUACACCGAACUUUUUAACGAAUAUCCCGUCAACUGGACACUUGGAAUUGUCGCUGUGGAGUGCGUAACAUUGUGCACAAUCUCUUCGAAAUGGAAUCAUUUGCCAGUGUUAUAUGCAAGCAUUGUCUUGGGUGUUGUUCUAAUCGUUAACAUUAUACUGUAUAUGUUGGGUGCAUGUCUGCCAUUGAUCUUGUUGCCUGGAUAUUAUGGUAUACUGUUCAUAACGAUUGUGUUUAUCAUCAUGUACAUAUUCCUCUGCAUAAUUGUAUUCAUCUUAUCCAUUCGCAAUCUUAUGCCACGGUUCUGGCGACUUUCUUUUUAUUUAUGAUCUAUCUGGUUACGUCGAGUACCACUUAUAUUUGUCGAAUGGUAGGUUGUUCCUUAUUUGAGAAGUAUCAAAAGCGGAGAGCACAUUAAAUAU
Messenger RNA from Drosophila albomicans, 1042 nucleotides. RefSeq lists its product as uncharacterized. Bases 410 to 949 code for a protein of 179 amino acids. The transcript has 2 exons. The record is from RefSeq and is a predicted model, not a curated record. NCBI's taxonomy places the organism in Eukaryota, Metazoa, Arthropoda, Insecta, Diptera, Drosophilidae.